AAAACAAACGCGGGCGGCCCGGGACCUUUGCGCUGGAUCUGCGCGGCUGUCUGGCUUGGCUGCUAUUAUUGAAAGAUCUCUUGACUUGGACUCGGUUCACUCCCUGACAUCGAUGGUAAAGCGACUGCAUGCUGCUUGAAGGGUUUCAUCUGCUUAAUGCUGCCCCAACAUGUCUGCGGAAAAUAAUCAGUCCUCAGGAGGAACAUCCCCUCUUUCCCCUCCCACAACCUCCCAGUAUUCCACACAGACCUUAUAUUCGGAGGAAGGACAUAAAGAGGAAGAUGAGAACUCAGAGAGAGAAUAUCUAUCUCCUGAAGACAGUGAGUAUCUGGAAGACAAUGAGUAUCUGGAAGAGGACAUCGAUCCUGAGGAAGAUGAGUACCUGGAGGAAGAAACGUUUCUGAAAGAGAACACGUAUCUAUAUGAGACUCCGGCAUCUGUGAAACAGAGAAAGCAUCUACAGAAGAAAAAGCAUCUGGAAGAAAAAGAGGAUCUGUUCGAAAAGUAUCUGGAAGGCAAAUUAAAGAUUACUUCUUCAUGUCAAACCCUGCCUCAUCCUACCACAAGGAGCUCAGCGACUAGCCCCUCUAAGGGGACCACCCUCUUCUCUGUCCCGCCUUCCAUCUCUGAACUUCCCCACGAGUCUCCAUUCGGUAACAUAACGCCUUCUACCUCGUACGUGCGGCAACAUGGAGAACUUCUGGCCUGGCAAGACCGGAGCACGCAGACAGAAUGGACCUAUCAGAUGUAUGUUAUCCCUGAUUUUUCUCACGGGGAAGAAAAUGUCUUGGAUUUUGUUACCAAAGAGAACUUUUGGAAUGAUUUAUUAAAUGAGCCCAUUGACUCAUCGGAAGCUGAGGACAUAGAUGACAAGCUUCUCAGCAGCUCCUAUCAGGCAGUGUUUAGGACCAUGCUCAAAGAAAUGGAGGCUCGCAAAGAACAGGAAGAGGAUAUUGACGUCCCCGUGACCGGAAUUCUGGAGAGUGAAACCAGACGGAAACUGGGAAUUCUGAUGAAGAAAAACUUUGAAAAAUACAAGACAACGAUCCUCUGGAUUAUGAAGAAACGUGAAAACUUACUCAACCGCAGAAGUGCAGGAGCAGCCCCAGAUACAUCUACUUUCACAUUUCAUUUAUGGAACCAACCACCACCAGUCAAGGAGUCUGUGACAGAAGCCAAAAACACCCAUCAUGUUGUUCGUCGUAAGAAGAAAUUAGAAAUAGAUACAGACGUGGUACAGAGCAAGACUGAGGUGCAUCACCAUGAUGUAAAAUUAACUCUCUACCCCAGUGAGACUGUCUUCCAAAUCCUCUUUCCUGAUGGAUCAGGCCAGAUACACUACCCGUCAGGAAACCUGGCUAUGCUCAUCCUCAGUACAAAACAGAGAGAGUUCACAUACAUCAUUCUGGAAGACAGUGAAGAAGGGUGUGUCCAGGCCCUUAUCAACAACUCUGGCCAUGCCACCUUCUAUGAUGAAAACAGAGAAAUCUGGUUGAGCCUGAGCCAAAACCUGGGCUACUACUUCCCCAAAGGCAAACACCAGAAGGCCUGGAACUGGUGGGAUCUGAGCCUCCACGUCCAUGCGCCCCCUUUCCAGUCCAUCUCCUUGAAAAUCAACCGGUACAUCAAGGUACAAAUAAGGAGCCAGGAUAAGAUCGCUUUCUGCUUCAGCCACCAAAAGAAGCACAUCUGCUUAAACCUGGGCACCAAGUACAAGUUCAUAACCCAGGAGGUGCUGAGUGAAAUGAAGCAGAAGGCCAUCCUAGAGGUAGAAUUUGGUUCAACAGCUCGGAAGAUGCAGGUCCUCCUGGGGAAAAUGAGUAGAAUCCUGAAUUUCCUGACCAUCCCUGAUUUGGAAAACUUCAUAGAGGCUGCCGGGAUCUUGCCAACCGACAACCUGGAGCGGAAGGAGAACUCUUACCUCCAAUAGUAGGGCAGUCACCACAUUGUGCCAGGGCCUUCUCCAGCCACCGUGGACUGUCUCGGGAGAGUUAUCAUGAGUGCCAAGGAA
Messenger RNA from Callorhinus ursinus (northern fur seal), 2011 nucleotides. It is a transcript of the gene ERICH6B, whose product is annotated as glutamate rich 6B. NCBI's taxonomy places the organism in Eukaryota, Metazoa, Chordata, Mammalia, Carnivora, Otariidae. The record is from RefSeq and is a predicted model, not a curated record.